Molecule: messenger RNA, 1062 nt
Organism: Penicillium riverlandense
Lineage: Eukaryota; Fungi; Ascomycota; Eurotiomycetes; Eurotiales; Aspergillaceae
Exons: 3
Coding region: 1-1062 (353 amino acids)
Source: RefSeq, a predicted model, not a curated record
AUGGCUCGCAUCAAGCAGGGCGUCUUUUCAUGGGAGGAUGUGCUGGCCCAGCGGUACCAGAGCAACAAACCCCCGCCGCUCCCCCGCACGCCUCGGACACCAUCUCCGCCGCAGCCUCAACCCCAGAGUCGCCUGCUCGCCCGAUUAUCGCCAGAGCUGCGGCUCAUGAUCUGGGAGUUUGUUCUCGGCGGACACAAACUGCACAUCAUCCAGCGCUGUGGCCAGCGACUAGGACAUGUCGUCUGCCCCGACGAAGAGAGCUGCGAGGUCUGUCAUGGGAACGGCAUUGCGCAGCCUGUGAAAGAGGCCGGUUCGGUCUUGUCGAGACCCGGCCGGGAUAUUAUCCUCGCGCUGCCAUUGGCAUGUAGACAAUUGUACUCCGAAAGCAUCCACCUCCUCUACACCCUGAACACCUUCGAAUUCAGCAUCCCCUGGACCCUUCCCUACUUCCGUCCCACCAUCCCCCGCGCCCACUGGUCCUCCAUCCGCGCCGUCGAGCUGCGCUGGUCCUUCCCAGGCCACUGGCUACCCAGCAAAGACCCAGUGCGCGCGGUAUACGUAUCAGCCGGACGGGCCCAGUGGCUCGAAACAUGUCGCACACUGGCAAGACUGCCAGCCCUUAAGUCGUUCGUGCUCGUGCUGGCGAGUACAUGGUUCUGCGAGCCUGUGGAGAAACUGGCUGUGUUUCUGGACCCAUUGAAAAACAUACUCUCUCAUAAACAUCCAUACACCCCGAUCUACGGAUUUAUGGAUGAAACAACGUCCUGUAGCGAGGAGGAACUAUUACUACUUGAUUCAGAUGAGGAGCAUGACUCGGACUCCAGCGCGAGUGGGAGCGGGAGUUGUGGAUGGCGAUCGUCGCCUUCGUCUUUGGCUUCUUUGUCGUCGUUAUCGCUUGACGAUACUCCAAGCAAAAAUGAGGAUCUGCGCUGCUGCAACAAUGAUCCGCUCUGCAUAUGGGAGCUCCGCCUGCAGGGCCAGUCAUACUAUGAGCGUGAGCUCAAGGAUGUGGAGGAGGAUUUGCAGCGGAGAGGUAUUGGGUGCUGGAUUUCCGCGGUGUGA